Ziziphus jujuba (common jujube) is the source of this 2473-nucleotide messenger RNA. Its product is annotated as serine/threonine protein phosphatase 2A 57 kDa regulatory subunit B' beta isoform. NCBI's taxonomy places the organism in Eukaryota, Viridiplantae, Streptophyta, Magnoliopsida, Rosales, Rhamnaceae. The transcript is spliced from 5 exons. Gene Ontology annotation, biological process: signal transduction. Gene Ontology annotation, molecular function: protein phosphatase regulator activity. Gene Ontology annotation, cellular component: protein phosphatase type 2A complex. The record is from RefSeq and is a predicted model, not a curated record. The coding region runs from base 559 to 1959 and encodes 466 amino acids.
GAACUUUAUGAAUUAUUUUAUUCUUUAAUAAUGAAUAUAAUUAUCUGAAUAGCUUGAUUCAAUUAAUUGGCACACAUUUUUCUUUCUUUGAACGAUACGCCUGUAUAUUUAAAAAAUAACAGAUUGUUGAAAACUUUUUCAAUAUAUUCCAACACCAUCUUUGUUAGUAAUACAACUGUCAAUAGAAAUUAUUUUAUAUUUAUAAAAAUAUUGUCUAAUUAGUUGGACAGUGAGUUGGAAAUCCCAGUUUAUCCAGUAGAUUUUCUCGUCUUGGAUGUGAGCUUCUUGCUAGUUUUAAUUUGUUUAUUAUGUUUAAUUUUGUGAAUUUAUAUUGCUUGAAACUCUUUUCUCUAAUUCAUCUUCUCCAUAUCGGUAUUUUUGUAUUCUCAAGAGUGUUCUAGUUUUGGCUUUUCUCAUUUUGCCAGAAGCAUUUUUUGUCCAAGAAUGGCCAUUUUUUCUCAAUCCAUGGCAAACUGUUCAGCUUUGAUUCCUCAUCCCGGAAACUCUAUUUCCAACCCAAAGUCAGCAAUACAAUGCGGGCAAAUUCAAUAAAAUGCAAUGCUGUUAAACUGGCAACCAAAAGGGUGUUUUUUUAUUUUCUAUUUUCAUUUCAGAAGAUCAAGUCUGUAUCUUCAUGUUAUUCUCCACCCCAAUUGGAAUAAUGGAUUGGGUUUUAUUCUGGCAGAUGGCUUCUCUCUCUUUCUUCAUUACCUUUUGCUGCUGAGCAAGCCUAAUCAACUCGAAGACAUAGAAUGGUCGGGCUUGAUAACAAGUGAUCUUUUUGAAUCUCCUGCUCAGGGAAAGAGGCUCAAUCUUAUCCGGCUUCUCCACAUUAUAAAAUCAUCAAAAAAUUCUCUCAAUGAUCAAAUUUUAGCACCCCUCAUGUCCAUGCUAUCAGUCAACCUUUUCCGACCUCUACCUCCUCCUUCCAACCCCUCUGUCAACUCAGAUUUGGUUGAUGAGGAAGAUCCCAUUUCUACUCCAUCACCAAUGUGGUCUCAUCUUCAGUUAAUUUAUGAUAUCCUGCUACGGCUGGUUAUAAACACAGAACCAAGAAUACUUAGAGAAUAUAUCGAUUAUCCUUUCCUGCAGAAUCUCCUAACACUUUUUCAAUCUGAGGACCCAAGGGAACGAGAGAGCUUGAAGAAUGUCUACCAUAGGAUAUAUACCAGAUUCACAUCUUAUCGUUUUUUUAUGCGAAAAUCUAUGAAUGAUGUAUUCUUGCACUAUGCAUUUGAUACAGAGAGGCAUUCUGGCAUUGGAGAACUGCUUGAGAUAUGGGGAAGCAUCAUCAAUGGCUUUACUGUUCCACUCAAGGAAGAGCACAGUUUGUUCCUGAUGAGAGUGCUUAUUCCCUUGCACAAAACCAAGGGACUGCAGGCUUAUCACAGACAGCUGGCUUACUGUGUCUCUCAGUUUGUGCAGAAGGAACCAGUGCUCGGUGGGGUUGUUGUUAGAGGGAUUUUAAAGUAUUGGCCUAUCACCAAUUGCCAAAAGGAGGUUUUCCUAAUCACGGAAUUGGAAGAACUUGUGGAGAACGUAGACCCUGAUCAGUAUAGAAAGUUAGCCCUGCCUCUAUGCACACAGAUUACAAGAUGCCUGAACAGUUGGAACUCACAGGUUGCUGAGCGUGCACUCUAUAUAUGGAACAACGAGCAGUUUGUAAAGAUGGCAUCGACAGCACUAGAACAGGUCUUUCCAGUUGUGGUGGAGGGUAUGGAGAAGAACCUCAAGUGGCACUGGAGCAAGAGCGUGCUGCAGUUGACAGAAAAUGUGAAAACAAUGCUGGAAGAACUUGAUCCAAUAUUAUAUGCAAAAUGCCUGGAAGAAAUCGAGCAUCGAGAAUCAGUGUCUCGCCAGGCAGAAAUCAAGAGGCAAGAGAUAUGGGACAGAAUCGAAAUGGCAGCAGCCCAGAGCAAGAUCUUACAUUCAUCACACUAUAUCUGUGUUUCUCAUUGAAGGACAAUGUGUAUCAAUCAAUCUGUGCUGGCCUUUUUGGGUUUUAAAGUAGUGCCAAAGAAGAGGGUCUAGCAAAGGUUAUUGCUAAUUUGCUAUGUAGCUGUUCUCUUAUGGAGGAAAUGCAGGAUUGAAUUCAAAGACACACCAUAUGAGACCAGCAGAGCAUAUAGAUAAUAUUUGGUAUAGUAUUAGAGAAUGGUUAUCAACUGCAUGGUACAGAUAUUGUAUGUAAAUCCAAUACUCUUACCAAGAAACUUAGACAAUUUUUUGGGCCAUUUUGGGCUCUUAAAAAAGGUGGUUUGAGGGGUCCAAGCUUUAGCCUAAUCUGAUGCCUUCAUGCCGGCUUCUUCAAUUUGGUUUUGUCCAGUUUAGUGUCAUAGCUUUAUCUGAUAAAGAUAUAGAGUUAGAAUCUCCAAUCUCUAAUAUUGAAAAUAAUAAAUAAAUAAUAGAGGAUAAUAGGGGGAGCAAAUGAAAAGUAUAGUGCCUGAAUAUGGUUUAUGAGAAAGUAAGAUUG